AUGAACAGCAAUUUAGCACACACUGUAGGAGAAAAAGACACUUCCGUUUCCCACAAGUUUAAGAAGUAUUUUGGAUCAAUUAAAAACAGAACAAAAGGCAUGCACAGGAGCGCAAAAGCAGCGAUCAGGUAUCCCUUUAAGAAACUGAGCGCUAUAGUGAAGAUGUGCAGCACAAACCAAAGUGUAUACACUGAAGAGCCCAAGGAAGAAGUUGCCCUCGUCUUGAUUCCUGUGAGAGACAAGCCAGCCACCACAGCUGGAGGUGAGUCUGGCCCUGAGACCCCGCAAAAAUUGGCAGCGUGCAGUGAAAAAGCAAAAGAAAAAGCCCUUAAUCUCAGCGGAAAGAGCAUAAAAAUACUUGAAGAUGCUGAGCUCUUUGUUAAAAAAGUUGAGAACAUCCUGCAAAAGGCUGCGCAUAUGAGAAAUGUCUCCUAUGCCCCGAUUCUCCUCCUUUUCUAUCUUAAGCAAGAGAAGUACAAGAUUUCAAGCGAAUUAGAGCUGGCUGAAAUGAUUUUCCAUACGUCAGAAGAAGAUGUCUUAGAUGGAAAAAGUGAUUUGCAUGAUGAAGUGAUAGAAUAUCUUGUAGCAGAGGGCCUAGAGCCGACAAUCUGCAUGAGCUAUUGGCUCUCUUUUCAAAGAUCGUUGGAGGAGGCGUACACAUCGCUGUACAGAACAGUUUUGGACACAUUGCUUAGUACGGACAAAUGUAGCACAAAAACAAAGAAAAACCUUGUCUUCUACAAUGCCCUGCUAAAACAGGUUAGAGACAUCUUUUCAUUCAAGUUGGCUGAGCUAGAAAAGAUACAGAGCUACGAGCCUUCUGAGUCAGAGGUUUUUUCUGAGCUGGUAGAGCGGUUUCUUCAGUCUAAAAAAGUAGAAGAAUUUCUAAGGGUAAAUGAAGAAAACGAAAUAAGCGGAGACGAAAGAGAAGAUGGAGAAGAAGAAGAAUACGCUUCUAAUUAUACCCAAGAAGACACUCAAGAAGCUCAGCAGGAGACUGAACAGAAAGCUGAAUAUGAGAUUGAUGAUGAAAUUAAUGUAGAAGCUGCCCAAAAUGCCGAGAAUAAUAUUAAUGCAGAAGCUGAGUGCGAGAUCAGUGAUGAAGCCCAGCAAGACAUUGAACAAGAAGCUGUCUACAGUUCUGAAGGCUAUCAGAGCUCUGAAGAUAUAGAUGAAUACGACGGCAGGGUAUACGAUCAUGUGCUGCAUGUCUAUGCAGAUGAUGAAGUUGUAUGCAACAACGACUUGCCAGAUACUGCAGCAAUUAUGAACAACUUAAUGACAAGUCCUCUUUUCAAAAAGCAAAGAGAAAAAAACAUACAAGAGGGCAAUAUAGAGGAAAGAGAUAUUUCCAGCUGCUCUCCAGAAGAGCUGAGAGGAAUAGAUGCAUGCAUUAACUAUAUAAGACACGUUGGUGUUCCUACUCCGAUAGCCAGGGGAAUAAACUUUGAUGAGCCAUAG
Nematocida minor is the source of this 1461-nucleotide messenger RNA. RefSeq lists its product as uncharacterized. The transcript has a single exon. Lineage: Eukaryota; Fungi; Microsporidia. The coding region runs from base 1 to 1461 and encodes 486 amino acids. The record is from RefSeq and is a predicted model, not a curated record.